Messenger RNA from Osmia bicornis bicornis, 2590 nucleotides. RefSeq names its product ataxin-10. Lineage: Eukaryota; Metazoa; Arthropoda; Insecta; Hymenoptera; Megachilidae. The record is from RefSeq and is a predicted model, not a curated record. Bases 335 to 1939 code for a protein of 534 amino acids. The transcript has 6 exons. Gene Ontology annotation, cellular component: cytosol. Gene Ontology annotation, biological process: neuron projection development.
ACAAGGUGACCGCGAAAUGGCGUUAGGGACGCUGUUUUUUAAAGCCGCAAUUAAUAUAAAAUCAUAAGGAAUCUAAACAAUUGUGUCGUUUAUAAAUCUGUACAAGUUGUUGGUCCUACAAACAAAUCUUUAUAUAAUUUUUGUUACAUACAUAUACAUACAUUUAUUGUUUUAUUGUUUUUAUAUUGAUUGAUGUGGUAGUCCCUUUAAAAAUGUCUCCUGUCACGUUUGUUCACUAAGGUUAUUUUGUAAAGUGUAUGUGGGAGAACACAUACUUUAUUUAUUAAAUGAAAAGGACAUUACAUGCUAUGAAUUUAUAAUAGAUAGCGACACGAUGAACACUGCACACAUAAAUUUGUUACCUUUGCUUGAAUCUUUUUUUAACCAAGGAAAUUGGAGCGAAUUGUCAAAUGUUCUUAACCCUAAAUUAUUUACAGCGGUUGAUUCAGAGGAAUUAAUUGCAUUACCAGUCCUAGCUAAGGUAGCUCAAAUUCUUACAAUGGAAGAUUCUGUUGUUCCUAAUAAUAUAAAAAUUACUUGCUUAAAAUGUUUAGGAAAUUCUUGUUUCAACAGCUACAUACAUAAAGAAUAUACAUCAAAUUAUGUUGAGAGAGGAAAAUACUGUAACAAGUUAUAUAUGUCCCUAGCAACAAAUUAUGACAAUUUAAAAGAAAUCUUUAAUUUAUAUUCUUAUGAUUGUCAUUUUCCUUAUGAAGGUGUUAUUGAAUGGACAUUAAAUUAUAUUAAAACUAGCAAAAGUAAUGAACUGUUGGAUGAUCAGUUGGAAAUCUUAAGACUAAGUAUUCAAUUUCUAUGCAAUUUAUUUACAUUUGCAUAUAAAGGUAGCACUUUCCCAGACCAAUGUGAUAUACCACAGUAUCUAUAUGAUACUAAUUUGAAGAGUAUAAUAAUAAACCUAAUAGGGUAUGAUCACAUUCCGCUUGUAAGAGCUUCAUGCAUGUUUAUACACAAUGCUCUCAAAAAAUUCGAAGGAAAGAAUUUUACAGAACAGGAAAAAGCUCAAUUAUGUUCCCGAUUGUUAAAACCAAUUAAAGAAGGGUUAGAAAGUGCAAAAGAGACUUUGCUGGUUUUGCUAUGUCAAAUAAACAUAUUACAAAAUACAUACGAUGAUAUGGUCAUUCAAGAUAAACUAUAUUUAUUAGAAGUAAUUUAUAAUGAACUCUUAAAGUCAGUAUAUGAAUCUAAAGAGAAGUCUUUAUUUACCAAGGAGACCAUUGAUUUUCUGAUCGAAAGAUUUUGCAAAAUAAGUGACUUAAUUUUGAAAACAGCUGAUGCUGACACAGACAAAAUGGAACCUACAGAAGCAGUGAUUCUGCUUGAUAUUCUUGGUGUCUUGACUUGUGAAUCUUCACAGGAAUAUAGCUUUUUAAAAAGCUACAGAAACUUACUUAUCAAUUGUACUUAUCUACUAAAAUCUAUGCAAACAAUUGGAAAACAAUCUAACAAUUACUUUACACCGUUACAAAGAUUGAGCGAUAUAGCACCAGCUGUUCAUGAAAUGAAAAUUAAUGAAUCAAAAGCGAAUGGAGCGGAACAUGAAGCUAAAAUUAACGCAACAACGACUGACAAUAUCCGUAAUCAUCCUGCUUAUGGUUUUAAAGCUGGUUUAAUAAGGAUCAUCGGGAACAUGGCAUACAAGAACAAACAAUAUCAAGACAUGCUUCGCGAAAUGAACGGCGUGCCUCUGCUUCUGGACUCCUGCAAUAUAGACGCAAAGAAUCCACUUAUAAUGCAAUGGACGAUACUCGCAUUGCGGAAUUUAUGCGAGGACAAUCCUGAAAAUCAAGAGAUCAUCCAGAAUUGUACGAGAGUUGGAAUUGUCGAGAACAGUGUGCUGUUGGAAGUGGGUCUAACUUUACACGAAGACGAUGAAGGAAAGAAAAUUGGUAUCGUACCCUUGCCUCGUGAUCAAAAGUAAUCGAGGAAGAAAUGACUGAUAUUUGUUUGAUGAUUUAUUUUUUAUUAGUUUAAUAUUUAACCCGGAGAUGGUGUGGUGGAGUGUUACCCUAACCAUUUUUUUUAUUUUUUUAUUCAUUCGGAUUUCAUAAUAAUGAUAUUUUAAAUUCCUUGUGCCCCUUUUUCUUUUUUAUAAUGCGUAAAUAAUUAGUGUGAUCUUGAUUAUUUAGGUUGCUAUUGAAUAAAAGUAUUAAUGAACAAAAAUGUAUUAAAAACAUAUACAAUUUCACAUAUUUCGUCCCUCCAAAGCAAGCUUUCUCUACACCAUCGCCGGGUUAAUUUUAUAAAAUUUUUAUCCUUUUUAGUCUGAACAUAUAAAUGAUUAUGUUAAAUUUAAGAAAUAAAUUCAGUUGUUUAUUUUCUUGCGACAUUUCAUCCAUAUAUGCAGAUCCUUUUUAAACUUUUUAUUAUAUUAAUUAUUGACUUACAUUGUUAUGUUGGAUAAAGGUGUUACGUUUACAUAUAUGUUUGUUUAAAGUGAUGUAAUAAUUGAUACAUAAUAUACUUUGAUUCUAUUGUUUAAAAUCAAAUUAUGUUAUACAAUUAAAGUCCACGAUCAUUGAAUGUAAUGCACAUAAAUAUGAAGAAUAUAAUUUAAUUUUCAUCACCAUGA